Larimichthys crocea (large yellow croaker) is the source of this 3432-nucleotide messenger RNA. It is a transcript of the gene gabra2a, whose product is annotated as gamma-aminobutyric acid type A receptor subunit alpha2a. Lineage: Eukaryota; Metazoa; Chordata; Actinopteri; Sciaenidae. The transcript has 10 exons. Gene Ontology annotation, biological process: monoatomic ion transmembrane transport; gamma-aminobutyric acid signaling pathway; chloride transport. Gene Ontology annotation, molecular function: GABA-A receptor activity; extracellular ligand-gated monoatomic ion channel activity. The record is from RefSeq and is a predicted model, not a curated record. Gene Ontology annotation, cellular component: membrane. Bases 563 to 1918 code for a protein of 451 amino acids.
CAUGAAAUGAUUGCAUUUGUGUGAAGUGGUAUCUACCUAGCUUUAUUUUGCCUCUUAAAUGUUUCUCAUUAGUUUCUGUCUCUGGAUUUUUUGUUUUUUGUUUCUUCAGUUCUACUUUUUCUUUUCUUUUUUUACAUUUAAUUAAGUGAAAAAUUAAUCGCAGUAACCAUAAAAGCCAUUGACACCCAUUCAUGUCAUUUGCAUGCCUUUUAUGCAACUUGCAUGGUAGAUAUACACCGUGCGCAGUCGUACGCACUAACGAACUCCUCAUUGAAAUGAACGCCCCCCUACAGGCAGGACUCCGCCUCGGCAUGUAUCCAUCUGUGCUACAGUAGAACUGCUCUCCGUACAGUUUGCUCUCAGGUCAGCGUCUGCUUGAGCUGUGGGGACUCCUUGUCGGAGGAGCUGACAGAAUGGACGGACAGUAACCGCGCUCUUCUCUCUCUGGAUUACUUAUCUCAUUUUUUAGGUUCUGUGUUCACUGUGUUCCAUCAGUCCACUCGCUUGGCACCCCCCGUCCCCCCUCCCCCCGGAGACACCUGUCGCGUUUCAGGCUUCAGCGAUGAGAGGACGAUGGAGCUCACAUGUCACGUCUGUGUUGGUCUGUUUGAUCGUUCUGUGGCAGACAGGGUCAAAAGCAGAUUCCAAUUCAACACGUACCUUCAAAGACAUCACAACCUUCACCAAGAUCCUGGACAGUCUGCUGGAUGGAUAUGACAACAGACUGAGACCUGGUCUAGGAGACCGCGUAACGGAAGUGAAGACUGACAUCUACGUGACCAGUUUUGGUCCAGUGUCUGACACAGAUAUGGAGUACACUGUAGAUGUUUUCUUCCGUCAAAGUUGGAAGGAUGAGCGAUUGAAGUUCCAUGGACCAAUGAACAUUCUUCCUCUCAACAACCUGAUGGCGAGUAAGAUCUGGACCCCGGACACCUUCUUCCAUAAUGGCAAGAAAUCAGUGGCCCACAACAUGACUAUGCCCAACAAGCUGCUGAGGAUCAUGGAGGAUGGAACCUUGCUCUAUACUAUGAGGCUAACUGUUCAAGCUGAGUGCCCCAUGCACUUGGAAGACUUCCCCAUGGACUCUCACUCAUGUCCUCUCAAGUUUGGCAGCUAUGCCUACACUAAGACAGAGGUUACUUACAUCUGGACUCGUAAUGCCUCCCAGUCAGUGGAUGUGGCAGCUGAUGGAUCCAGACUCAACCAGUAUGACUUGGUGGGCCAGACGGUGGGAAAGGAGACCAUUAAAUCCAGCACUGGUGAAUACACAGUCAUGACAGCUCACUUCCAUCUGAAGAGGAAGAUCGGCUACUUUGUGAUCCAGACUUACCUGCCCUGCAUCAUGACAGUCAUCCUCUCCCAGGUCUCCUUCUGGCUCAACCGAGAGUCAGUACCAGCCAGAACUGUCUUUGGUGUAACUACAGUCCUCACAAUGACAACCCUGAGUAUUAGUGCACGUAAUUCACUACCCAAGGUGGCCUAUGCUACUGCCAUGGACUGGUUCAUUGCUGUCUGCUACGCCUUCGUCUUCUCUGCACUCAUUGAAUUUGCUACUGUCAACUACUUCACCAAGCGAGGCUGGGCCUGGGAUGGAAAGAGCGUUGUUAAUGACAAGAAAAAGGAAGCGUCCAUCAUGAAGAAGAACAAUGCCUAUGCUGUAGCUGUGGCUAACUACGCCCCCAACAUCACAAAGGACUCCACGUUGCCCACCAUCUCAAAGUGCGCCCUGAGCGAUCCCAACAAGACCACAGCAGAGAAGAAGCCCGAGCAGAACAAGAAAACCUUUAACAGCGUCAGUAAGAUCGACCGCAUCUCCCGCAUUAUGUUCCCUGUGCUGUUCGGGAGCUUCAACCUGGUCUACUGGGCUACCUACCUGAACAGAGAGCCAGUCAUUAAAGACAUGGAUCCUUCUAAUUGAACUGUAAGGACUCGCUCUGAACCCAUUCAGGAAUUAAUACAUCUGUUGGUUUUAAUUUUGUCAGUCAGAAACUGUUUACAUGCAUAGAGAAUUCCUUUCUCUUCCCUUACUGAGGACAGUUUUGGAUUGAAGCAGGUAAACAUAACAAGGUUAGAAUAGACUUGAGAGUUUAUAUUACAAGAGUAAGCACCUUUCCCAGGUUAUAGUUAAACAGGAUACUUUCAGUUUCAUCAGUGUCAGUCACAAAUCUACAAACACAUUGCAUAAAAAAAGAAGAUAUUUCCUCUUAAUUAUGACUUCUAAAUAUUCCAUGGUAGCAUCUGUUGUAUUAUAAAACUAUUAUAUACUAUAAAACUGCACUAAUUAAUCAUUUUAUAUUAGCAAUGGAUUAAAUGAAUAUCUUAAAGGUGAAAGAUGAUAAACGUACAGAAAUGAAUCACAGUUUGCCUCAGUGUCUCAGAGUUUUUUAGUCUUUUGGUUUAGCUUCAGUCCGCACAGAUAUAUAGAAUAGAAUAAAAGUAAGAAGUUAAAGAGUCAGAUAUUCUAUUCAGGAAAUGGAGAAAGCUUGCAGGAGGGAAAUUAAAAAUGUAAUUUUCAUCACCACGGUCCAUGAAACAGUCCAUAAUCAACAGCAGUAACAGCAAUAACAUUCUUUUCUCAUAAAUUUGUGAAAAUUGUGCCAUGAUUGGGAAAUGAAUAAUGCUGGUGGUUAAUGGAAGUCAUAAUUACAAGAAAAUGUCUGUGAAUUUUAUUUUACCAUGCCAAAUGUUUAUGAAUCUGUUUCUCUGCUAAUAUUUGCUUGCACUAAAAUGAGUUUUAUGGUCUCUUGACAGUUUUAUCAUUAAUAAACAUCUAUAUUGAUUAGGCAGUAGGGAGCUGGGAAGCAGUGAGUCAGCACUCAGUUGAAAAUACAGCAUGGCUGAGUAGGGUUGGGUCAGUUUCUGUUUUUAUUAUUACAAGCCAUUCUGGCAAAUUAAAAAGAGACAAGAAACAGCUCUCAGUGAUGUUGACCAUUUAGCCGCAAUACUCUCAGCUCUGUUUGCAGCACAUGUAGCAUUAGCAGAGUAGCAUCACGGUUUUAUUGGGAAAAAUUUGCAUAAACAUAUUGAUUUAAAUAUAUGUAUAAUCAUCACAUUCAUUAAGGUCCACUAGUGGUAUUUGGUUAAAUAUUAAACUUAAAAAUGUUUAUAUUGACCGAAGCAUACUGUUGGGUGUCGUCAUCUGAACAUUAACAUCAAUGAAACCCUCCCAACUGUUAUCUGAUUAAUCUCUGGGCAAAAACUGAGUUUUCAGGAAGUAGUCUGGGUCUGUUGGACUAGCAGUUUGUCACAUUUAACAUCUAUACCAUAUCAGUAUAUUUGCUGGGAAUUUAUUCCACAUUACAGAUUGACCACUAUAACAUCCAGGGCUACAUGGUGCUUUGCCGCUCACUGGACUCGGUUUUGCCGCUCUGUAGCUUUUGUACAGCUUUUUAGACUUUUUUCCACUGUGGACUGUGUCACACUGUGGAUGAU